AUAAUUUGAAAUUGAGCCAACUAAAGUAUGCUGCACCACUUGAAAAUCCAGAGCGGCAAGGGCACAAAAAGGGUAGAAGCCAGUCAGUCAAUCCAAAUUGCAUAGAGAGAACCACACGAGGGGUAGCGGAUUUAUCGAUUCCCAAGAUACAUUUUUUGUAUUGUCAAAUCAUCGAGAUCCAUUCAUAAGUUAUAUAGUCCGCUCCGCCUCAUUGGUGGUGCAGCCACCCUUUUUUCUCCAAUUUGAAUCAAGUUUUUUUUUUUUUUUUUUAAAACCCUUUUUUGUCUUAAUCACUAAUCUGAACUGACUUGUGUUGAUUCAUUCAUUAAUCUUUCUUGUUUUCUAAUUGGGACGUCAAAAAUCUAUUUUUCUUGAUUUUAUUAUUAUUAUUAGAAUUUAGGGUUUGUUGUUGUUGGGGUUUGAAUUUUUAGGGGAGGCUUAGAAUUGAAAGAAGAGAGGUUAAGAGAUGGCGGCACCUGGGCAGGGGAUGGAGCCUGCCGUUCUGGAUGAUAUCAUCAACCGGUUAUUGGAGUUCCGGAGUACGAGGACCGUGCGGCAGGUGCAGCUGUCGGAGAAUGAGAUCCGCGCUCUCUGCACCGCCUCACGUGAAAUCUUCCUUUCACAGCCUAAUCUGCUCGAGCUUGAAGCUCCAAUAAAGAUCUGCGGUGACAUUCACGGGCAGUAUGGAGAUCUUUUAAGACUUUUCGAAUAUGGGGGAUUCCCUCCCGAGGCCAAUUAUUUGUUCUUAGGAGACUAUGUGGACCGUGGCAAAUAUAGUUUAGAAACAAUAUGCCUUCUUCUUGCCUACAAAAUCAAAUAUCCAGAAAAUUUCUUUCUUUUAAGAGGAAAUCAUGAAUGUGCUUCUAUUAAUAGGAUAUAUGGAUUCUAUGAUGAAUGUAAACGCCGCUUCAACGUGAGGCUCUGGAAAGUCUUUACUGAUUGUUUUAACUGCCUUCCAGUAGCUGCUGUUAUAGACGAUAAAAUACUGUGCAUGCAUGGUGGUCUUUCUCCUGAUCUACAUGACUUGGAUCAGAUCAGGAAUUUGCCACGUCCAACUGAUGUUCCCGACUCUGGUUUGCUUUGUGAUUUACUUUGGUCAGAUCCUAGUAGAGAAGUUAAAGGUUGGGGGAUGAACGAUAGGGGGGUCUCAUACACUUUUGGUCCUGAUAAGGUAGCUGAGUUUUUAAUGCAGCAUGAUAUGGACCUUGUAUGUCGUGCUCAUCAGGUCGUGGAAGAUGGAUAUGAAUUUUUUGCUGACAGACAGCUAGUUACAAUAUUUUCUGCUCCCAACUAUUGUGGUGAAUUUGAUAAUGCUGGUGCAAUGAUGAGUGUUGAUGAAAGUUUGAUGUGUUCAUUUCAGAUCCUGAAACCAAACGAUGGAAGGCGGUUUUUGUGAAGUAAAAUUUGAUUACGGUGGUUUUAGUUAUACGAGAAUGUUCAAGGUGUUGUGUCAUUUGGUGUGCCUGAGAAGAUUAUGGUUUCUAAAGUUGGAGCAUACAUUUUGUAUAUCAGUAUUAUGUCCUCAGGUAGCCUCCUAAACUGGCAACUAUUUUCAGCUCAGGUGGCCUGAAGUGCCAUGUUAUUUUUCUUUUUCGAAUUUUUAGCAUGCAAUUUAUUAUUCGACUGUGAAAAUACACUGGUUUAUGUAGAUGCAAUUGUAGAUUGUUGACAGCCUCAAGUUGCGUUUU
Messenger RNA from Olea europaea var. sylvestris, 1688 nucleotides. Its product is annotated as serine/threonine-protein phosphatase PP1 isozyme 2. Lineage: Eukaryota; Viridiplantae; Streptophyta; Magnoliopsida; Lamiales; Oleaceae. Gene Ontology annotation, cellular component: nucleus; cytoplasm. Gene Ontology annotation, molecular function: protein serine/threonine phosphatase activity. The record is from RefSeq and is a predicted model, not a curated record. The coding region runs from base 467 to 1396 and encodes 309 amino acids. The transcript has 4 exons.